This is a messenger RNA of Ornithorhynchus anatinus (platypus), 3672 nucleotides long. RefSeq names its product ADP ribosylation factor 6 (gene ARF6). Lineage: Eukaryota; Metazoa; Chordata; Mammalia; Monotremata; Ornithorhynchidae. The record is from RefSeq and is a predicted model, not a curated record. The transcript has a single exon. Bases 183 to 710 code for a protein of 175 amino acids. Gene Ontology annotation, cellular component: cytoplasm. Gene Ontology annotation, molecular function: GTP binding; GTPase activity. Gene Ontology annotation, biological process: intracellular protein transport; vesicle-mediated transport.
GGAGGCGGGUUCCGGCGGGGCCUGCGCUCAGGGGCCCCGGGCUGCGGCGGGCGCCGAGGCCGGUGAUGCCCGAGUGAGCGGAGCGGGUGCGGAGGGACACCCGGCCCGGCGGCGGCGGCGGCGGCGGCGGCGGGGAGGACCCGGGCCUCCUGAAUGCCCCCGGCCCCGGCCGCUCCGGCGCGAUGGGGAAGGUGCUGUCCAAGAUCUUCGGGAACAAGGAGAUGCGGAUCCUGAUGCUGGGGCUGGACGCGGCCGGCAAGACCACCAUCCUCUACAAGCUGAAGCUGGGCCAGUCGGUCACCACCAUCCCCACCGUGGGCUUCAACGUGGAGACGGUGACUUACAAAAACGUCAAGUUCAACGUGUGGGACGUGGGCGGCCAGGACAAGAUCCGCCCGCUGUGGCGGCACUACUACACCGGCACCCAGGGGCUCAUCUUCGUGGUGGACUGCGCCGACCGCGACCGCAUCGACGAGGCCCGCCAGGAGCUCCACCGCAUCAUCAACGACCGGGAGAUGCGGGACGCCAUCAUCCUCAUCUUCGCCAACAAGCAGGACCUGCCCGACGCCAUGAAGCCCCACGAGAUCCAGGAGAAACUGGGCCUCACCCGGAUCCGGGACAGGAACUGGUACGUGCAGCCCUCCUGCGCCACCUCAGGGGACGGACUCUACGAGGGGCUCACGUGGUUGACCUCUAACUACAAAUCCUAAGGGGCUUCCCCGCCCCCGGCCCCCCGCCCCCGGCCUCCCGCCAGGAGACACGGACGCGGCCCGGCAGACCGACACGCACCGAGGCGAGGCGGAGCGAGAGAGGGGGGCGGACGGAAAAAUCCCACCACCGUCCACCACCCCUCUUCUCUUCUUCUUUUGAGGGUGGACUCCGGAGGGGCCGCCCGACCGUUUGGAGAGGGGAGGUGGGGGGGGGGGGCGGGGUGUCCCGGCCUCGGUUUCCCCUUUUGGGGUUUCUCCGGCUUGGCUUCGGGAGGCCUCCCCGGUCUUGACAUUUGACCCGGACAGAACACGCUCCGUAGCGGUGGUCGACUGCCAGCGAAGCGGGCCGGGGCCGGGGGAAGUAGAGUAACUCAUUUACAAAGACAUGCACAGCCCUUUAUAAUGAUGGUUUGAUAGAUUUUUUUUUUUUUUUUUGAUUUUGAGGGGUUUUUUUUCUUUCAAUGUAUGCUUUCUUUUUUUUUUCUUGGCCCCGUUUCCUUCUCACGUGCUGUAGAUGGCUUAUUUCGCAUUCAUGCAGACUCUGUUGCAAGUCUGUUUCAUCUAGUAAACGGAAAUUUAUUGCUUAAAAUCAAACUGCAUUCUGUCUUUUAUAUUUAGGGACUCUCUCAUUUUAUUUUAUUUUUUUGCCUCCUUUAGAGUUUCCAUUUUAGUUUAGUAACAGACUGUGUCCUUUCCUGUCUAAGGCUCAUAGGGUCAGUCUUGCCUCCAGGGGCAAAUCGUGACCGAUACCAUUGUAAUGUGUUCCCAGUGCAUCACAGACGUAAUGUUGAACAGGUAAUGUAAGACGUGCUUUGAAAUGUCAGCUGUUGAGGUCUGAAACACCCGUCGUGCGUGAGUAGGGAGAAAACCAAGUUUCCCCAGACUGCAGAACUAAAAGGGGAAAGUGAGAGAGUAGUAAAGGUUUCGAGGACGCAGUGAAUCUUUUCAUGGCACCCUGGUUUCUUUCUAUAAGCUUCUUUUCAUUUGAGGUGAUAAUUCAGAAUACUUUUUGUUUCCAGAAAGCACAGCAAUAAUGUACACUCCAUUCAGAGAUGAGCUCUUUGUAGAUAUUUUAAACGUUUUGGCGAAACUGGAAUAUUUAAUUGCCUGCCUUAGUGGUGAACUUUAACACUGGCUUGAAAAACCCUAAAAUCUUCUACUUGCUUCUCUUCGGAGCAUUUGAAAGUUUCUAAAUUUCAUACCCCUCCUCCUUAGCGGCCAAAAUAAAUAUUUCCAUUGCCACAUAACUGCACCUGAUUAAACCGGAGCCCUGAAUCAUUUUUAGAGCAGUUGAUUGUCAAACUUGAAAAGAUGCUUUAUAAUGGAAGUUCUGACAAUUUUGUGAGAAUGUAAAUUUAAAUCAUGCUAGUGAUAAUCAGAUCUGUCGGUUCAGCAGCACACGAGUGAUAAUCCUCUGUUGAAGGAACCGUGUUGGAUUAUGCCUGGAUUUAAAUCUAUGAGAGGAAAUAGCUAUUAAAGGGGAGGUAGGGUAGAGAGAAUGAGCCUGCAAUCGACAUUGAAUGUAAUCCUCCAAAUUUUCUUCUCAAAAAAGGGUAGACAGUACCCUGUUAGAUCAGAGAGUUAAAAUGAUUACUUAUUUGUUGACUAAUUAUGGUAAAUAUAACUAGGUGUGACGUUUAGAGUUGAAAGCAGAAUGAAAACAUUUAAUUAAGUAUUCUUGGUGCGAACUAUAAAGUAGCAACCGGUUCUUAUUCAGCCUUAAGACUCGACUUUAGAUUUCCUUAAGGAGUUAAUCUUAAAAUAGGGAAUUUUUGAAAUGUAUCUACAAAACCAGAAAAGGAAGGGUGUGUGUGAGGGCCUGCGGGUGUGCCCGUAUGCCCGUGUAUGGGGGUGGGUGGGGGUGUGUGUGUAUGUGGUGUCUAUCUGAAGUAGAUGUGAAAUCUGGUGAAUGGGAUCUCACACUUCUUUUGUGCAGUAUUGGCUGCAGUUUGUUUUUUUUUGGAGAAAAUGAAUAAGCUUUUACCAAAGAGAUACAAAGAAUUUAAGAUACUAGAGAAAUUACUUUAAACAUCGAUUUCCCAGGAAAUAAAGGAGUUACGUUUAUGAGGCAAUGAGUAAAACAAAACUGAGUGCCAUUUUAGUGACAGGGUUUUUUGGAAUCUGACCAAAACCUUAGUAGAUACAUUUGGAUUUUUCUCUUAAAAGAACGUUCCGAAGGUUCCACUCUAACUGAAUUAUCAGAAAAAAAAAAUUGCAAUUUCUACUAUUUCUAUCUUCUGAAGUAAGUAAGCACAAGGGGUAUAAAUGCCUGAACUGGAGCAAACUUGAAACCCUCAUUGAAUUAGAAAGUUUUAGAAGUUUAUUUUAACAUUUCUCCUUCAAGACCUAACGGUUGGAUUGGGUUAGCUGCCAAUUUGUUCCCCUUCUGUCUUGAAGCAAACAAGGGGCAAAGGUGAAGAUUUUCAAUAUCCAAGUGAUUUCUUUUGAAUGAUGUAAGUGCCAGAGUGAGUGAAAAUGUAUUUUGCAUUUUUGAAGUUCUCUCAUUUUGAAAGAAGAAGAACCAAACACUGCUGGAGUUUUGUGUGCUAGGUGAUUGCAUUCUUUUGGUAAGGCCAAAUGUAAAUUUCAUUUCCAAAUUUCCUUACAGGGUAAAACAUAGUUUGUAAUUUAUGUAGUGAAACUUAACCAUAACCAUUAGUGAUUAUGGGGUUGGUAAUUAUAGCCUUCAGGAAAAAAAAGUGGCAAUCUUAAGAACUCCAGUUAUUAUGAUUUUUUUUUUCCAAAUAACUUGAAGCUUUGGUUUAAGUGCAUCAACUUCUGUAUUCAUGUGGAUUUAUAAACUGCAGUAAGUUUUGAAUGGAGUUAAUCUUGUCUGAGUCUGUAGACUGUGAUCUCUCUGACUAAAAAGUACAGUAUCGUACUUUGGAAAUUGUGUUCUUUAUCAUGGUUGUAGUGUUGGCAAAGAACUAAUAUGCAGAAAAUAAAGCAAUUACACAGUGCA